Messenger RNA from Zychaea mexicana, 1297 nucleotides. RefSeq lists its product as uncharacterized. The coding region runs from base 254 to 949 and encodes 231 amino acids. The transcript is spliced from 2 exons. NCBI's taxonomy places the organism in Eukaryota, Fungi, Mucoromycota, Mucoromycetes, Mucorales, Lichtheimiaceae. The record is from RefSeq and is a predicted model, not a curated record.
UGAUUGUUUAUACUGGAUUCUACCUGCCUGUUUCAAUAGUAACUUCAUCCCGCCGGAGUGUUCAACGCCGAACGUCCCGACAUUUACCAAAUUAGUCAGUUAUGGCAAAUAACAGUUACGUGGCCUUACCAUUGUAUGAAGCCCGAAUACAUUCCCUGGAUCUUAUACAUAAAGGACAUUGACAACGAUUAUCGUUUCAGUAAUUUGAUCAAUCCAUAUCAGAUAAGAAAGCGACAACGUCAAGCACGGAAUAAUGGGUCCUCAAGAACAAGAACGAAUUUACUUUGUUGGUGGUACCGGCGGUGUAGGUGCCAAAGCUAUUCAAGACGUAUUGGCCAACAAUAUUCCCAUUACAAUUUACACUCGUCGGCCAGAGAAAUCCUGUUUCAAGGAUCAUCCUCAGGUGACACACGUCCAGGGCUCCUAUGACGAUCUGACUCCUUUUGAACAGUCCAUUGGUGGCCAUACCCGCAUGUUUUUGCUAGUCCGUAGCCUGGGCAUGAUGCCUCGUAUCAAGGGUGCCAUGGCCAAGGCUGCCUAUGCUGCAGGUGUCAAGCAGAUCGUUGCUGUGUCCUCCCUCACCGUCUCCGUACAUCCAUUCACGUUUAUUGGUCAAGCCCAUGCUCGGUCUGAAGACGCCAUCCGCGCCAUUCAAUCCGUCGAUGCCACUUAUGUCAUCCUCCGCCCCUGGCGCUUCAUGUCGAAUUACGCUAUCUUCGCCAAACAUGUUGUGCAAACCAAGACGCUUGUUUCUGUGGCCGCGCCAGACACUCCUCAGGGGUGGAUCUCUACCGACGAUAUCGGCGCUCUGGCAGCUAUUAUUUUGCGCGACCCUAUCGAGAAGCAUGGCGAUGCUAUUUAUCCCAUGGUUGGGGAAUUGUUGACCGCGAACCAGCAAACAGAGACCUUGAGCAAGUUGCUCGGCUUCGCGGUAGCUUUCAAGCGAUAAUCGUUCAAGGAACAGUAUGAGCUGGCUACCAGCGCAUUCUAUGCUCCUCACAAAUUGGCGUACGAUAUGGCUCAUGAUGUUAAUCCGGAUUUCGAGCAUUCGCAUGGUCUUUCCCUGGCUUUGGGUCGUGAGCCAGAGACACUGGAGGAAUACCUCACAAAGAAUAAGGAUGCUCUUUUUUAAUACUUUCCUCUACUAACACAAGAUUGCGUAUUAGGCGCUUUAAAGAUAACAAUAAAGUAUAACGGCAGUGCAAUAUCCUUUAUUACAUAAACACAUAUCCGAAGUCGUUACCACAGAAAAUAACCCUGCAUUUUGAUUCUACGCUAAGGUUAUACAUGAACUUUG